Messenger RNA from Sinocyclocheilus grahami, 1834 nucleotides. Its product is annotated as insulin-like growth factor-binding protein 7. Bases 52 to 831 code for a protein of 259 amino acids. NCBI's taxonomy places the organism in Eukaryota, Metazoa, Chordata, Actinopteri, Cypriniformes, Cyprinidae. The transcript has 5 exons. Gene Ontology annotation, cellular component: extracellular region. Gene Ontology annotation, molecular function: insulin-like growth factor binding. Gene Ontology annotation, biological process: regulation of cell growth; regulation of signal transduction. The record is from RefSeq and is a predicted model, not a curated record.
CAGAAAGGAGCAGCAGACUCUGAACCAGCCUGAGACCCUAAACACCUCACUAUGAUCUGCUUUCUACUAUUAACUCUGUUCGCUGUGGUGUCAGCGGACCGGCUGCCCCGCAGCUGCGGUACCUGCGACCCGAGUAAAUGCGCGCCGCUGCCGGCCGAGGGCUGCUCCUCCGGGACGCUGCUAGACGCGUGCGGCUGCUGCGAGCUCUGCGCGUCUGGGGUGGGAGAGCCGUGCGGCGGACGCAGAGCCUCAGCCAAGCGCUGUGCGUCCGGACUCGAGUGCGUCAAGAGCGACAAAAACGAAAAGAGUAAAUCAGGGGUCUGCGUGUGCAAGAGCAACUAUCCCGUGUGCGGCACUGACGGCGUGAACUAUAAAAGCGGCUGUGAGCUGAAAGAAGCAAGUGUGAAGGCAGUGAAGGAGAAAAAACCUGAGAUCAAGAUUCGGAACAAGGGCAAAUGCGCUCAAGCACCAGUUAUUGUAACAGCUCCAGGAGAGGUCUGGAACGUGACUGGCUCACAGGUCUUCCUAAGUUGUGAAGCCACCGGGAUACCCACACCUGUGCUCACCUGGAGAAAGGUAUCUAAUAGCAAAGAAAAGACUCCUCCACUCCCUGGAGACAAAGACAACCUGGCCGUCCAGACCCGCGGAGGCCCGGAAAAGCAUGAGGUUACUGGCUGGGUGCUAAUAUCUCCACUUACCAAGGAUGAGGACUGCUCCUACGAGUGUCACGCUAGCAACAUCCAGGGCGAAGCAUCGGCUGUGGGCUCCAUUCACGUGGUGGAUUCCAUCAAUGACAUUCCUUCCAAGAAGGGGAAGGAUGCUGAGCUGUAAGAGGACGUGGCCUCUGACUGAGAUGUUGAAACACUACACCUGUGCACUGAAGACAAGCAUUUAGCACAAUCACUGCUCUCUCACACCACCUGAACCACGAACAGCGGCUCCCACAUGGGCACUUUAUUCUGUAGAAGUUGCUCUAUGGAGAAAACUUGCUUUAUGUGAAAAAAGAGACUUCUUUAAUAUAGCUUAUAUCAAAAUACUUCUAUAUACAUACAAGGUGGAGAUCAAACAUAAAUGUUUAAGAAUUCAAUGAAAACCCCAUAUUAACAGGGCAUGACUCCGUCUAAAUUUUGAGGGGAACCUGUACCCUCUAAUUUUAUGAUUAAAGCACUAAAUGUUUCUUUUCCCCUCAUUUUUUCCAAUUGAUGAAAAUCCAUCGUAGACUCGCUGCAAUUAACGGAAAUCCGUCGUAGCGAAGGAGAACUUUAAUCCCUGUGUUCAGAGACACUCACAAAAAUCCAAAUAUACACUUUAUCUCACUCUACAAUGUGUCUGCCCACAUAACUUCGAUACUGUAAAGCGCCAACAGGGAUGACCUUCAGAUUGAUUUUUUUAAAGAGAUACACGCACUUGUACACAAGAACACAAACAUUCAGGCGUGCACACUUCAUAUUCACACUCACAUGCAUAUGAAGGCACUCAAAUAUCUCGUCUCCACUCAUCAUAUGCAUGUUUCGCUUCACUUCAUUUUUCAAGAUGUUUUUGAUGAUACAAAUUGUACUCAUCCCUUUUGUUGUUUUUUUUCUUAUGGUGGAUGUUUAUGGUGCUGAAAAACAGAUAUUUUGAGCGUCAACUAUUUGUGCACAAUUUGUGUUUUUAGACUUUUAGCUGUUCCUCCCAGGUUCAGUCAAAACAAAAAGCUUUAAGACUACUUCAUCUAAAUCAGGGUUUCUCAAAUGUUUUACUAUAAUGGGCCAAAAAUCAUACUUAAUUGAGAACCAUGGGCCGUAAGUAAAUGUUGCAUUAUAUCCAACUAGGUUUUAUUACAAUUUUAAAG